UCGCGCGCGCAUCCUCCUCCGGCAACGCGGGGCAGGCUCCGGGCUCGGGACCUACAGUGUGCGGUGGUCACCUUCCCUCUGCUGGUGGAGCUGGCGCUGGCUUGAGCUACGAUGCUGGUGAACGUGAAUCUGACUGGCCCGGCGCCCUGGGGCUUCCGAAUAACAGGGGGAAGGGACUUCAGAAAGCCCAUCACUGUAUCUAAGGUGACAGAGUAUAGCAAAGCAGCCCUUGGCGACCUCCAACUCGGUGACAUCAUCGUCUCCAUCAAUGGAGAAAGCACUUCUGAGAUGCUCAAUGUGGAGGCGCAAAACAAGAUUAAGCAGAGCUAUGGGCAGCUGCAGUUGCAGGUGGACAGAGCGGAGCAGUUUUCUCCAAGUCAGACUAAUGGUGAAAGUUCCCCAGAGAUGCUGUCCAUACGGUUUCAGGAUGCUGUGAGAACCAGAGACGAUGGCCCAAGCUCGCUGAGAUCUUCCUACUCCAGCCCAGCUUCCAUCAGCCCACGACCAGGCAGUCCCUUCUCUCCUUCAUCUCCCGGAUAUCGCUCGGGCAGUCCGUACAGCCCCCAGAGGCCCAGCCUGCCCAGCAAGGGCAGAGGAGAGUCAGUGGUGAACAGUCGCAGCUUCCAGUCUCUGGGGAGUUCAUUAGGAAUCUCUGGCGAAUGCUCUCCACCACUCCAUGGGCAGCAACAUCCAAGCAACAGACAGGAACAAAGGAGCUUCAGCCACACCAGUGCCUUUCCAGUUACUGUUCUGCCUCCAGUAAAUGGCUCUCCAUCUUCAGGAGCCUAUUCCCUCUCCACCCCUUGGGAGAGCAGGAAGGAGCAAGACAGGCGCUCGGCUUCCCUCAGCCGCAGUUACAGUGUGGAUUCAGAGCCAACCAUGCAUCGUUUGGAAGGAGACUCUGAGGUCUACAAGAUGAUACAGGAAAACCGCGAAGCCAGGGCCCCUCCACGGCAGUCGAGCACUUUCCGCUUGCUCCAGGUGGCUCUGGAGUUGGAUGAGAAAGAGGGCACCGCCAGUCCCUUCCCCAGCCAGCUGACUCCCAGCGCGCACAAACCGGUCAGCAGCUCUGUGGCUGGCGGUUCCCAGAAGCUGCAUGUGUGUGAGAAAUGCGGCACCAGCAUCACGACCCAGGCAGUCCGAAUCCAAGAGAACCGCUACCGCCACCCCUCCUGCUACACCUGCACUGACUGUGGGCUCAACUUGAAGAUGCGCGGUCACUUCUGGGUUGGAGAAGAGAUGUACUGCGAGAAGCACGCCCGCCAGCGCUACCAGGGCCCAGCAGGGGGCACCACCGUCACAGCUGUCUACUCCCCAUCCUAAGUGUGCCUGAGCACAGGCGGUGGAGCUGGGGCUGCCACCCCGAAGCUGCCCUCCCAGCACCCCUCCUGCACAACUGCCAGAAGGCCCCCUGGGUCUCUUUCCACUGGCUGUCAGGCCUUUUCCCCCUCGUGCCGUCUCAAGCCGCCAGAAUUCAGCCAGUUGAGACACACCCAGGAAAGGAAGUUUCCUCUGCAAAACCGAGUGCAUGUGCAGCAGUGGAAGAUGGGAGUGGCGAUCUUGGGAGCAGGGCUGGCGCUGCACCAGGCAAAUGGCUUUUUCAGUUAGCUUGGCACAUCUGGGGCACUUUAGAACGGCAAAAGUCUGCAUAGCACAAGCACCAAGCCGCCCUUUCUUGGGCCUAAGCAGCUUCAGACGGGAAUGGCUGAACUUUCCACUCUGCCAAAGCUGCCUCCAGAAAUUCAGUUGUGGGACGCAGCGUGUCUGUGAUUUUCCUGCCCGUGCCACCCCUGUCCUAGGGGUAGCCGAUGCCAAACACAAGUGUCGCUUGCCUAGUUCCAGUGUCCCUGGAGCAGCAUCUCAUGGUCCCUUCCACAGCUAUAACACCUCUUUUUCCACCACUGCUCCAGUCUCCCUGGAUAGGAAAUGGAAGAGUGAAAGAAAGUUAGGGAUAUUAGUGAAAUGGUAGCUAAUGGGAUGGCGUGGGUGCAGCUUUGGUUGUUGAUUCUCUGUAAAGCUUCUCUAAGAUAUUAUGCCAGAUUUCUAUGUGAAAUAUAAUAUAUAUGUAUGUAUGUAAAGGAUGUGCCCCAUGCUUGCAUUUUCUCUGUAGAGAAUUCACUCUUCAUGCUGCGCCACAUUUUAGGGUUUAUAAGAGCAAAAUGCUCACUCCCAUAAUCCCAGCAGCAGGUGGGGGCAUAGUCUUUUGGGCCAUCUGAGGGAGGACUUGGAAGUGAUCCUUAAGCAGUUUUUCCAAAUGUUUAUAAGGAGGGAGUUCAUCACUGCUCCACGGCCACCUCUGAAUGCAGAAAACAGACAAAAAGACUGAAUAUUGGUGAUACACGCCUUCCCUCUAGGGUUGGAUGAGUGUGAACAGUGGGCAUGCAUUUAUUCCUAUUGAUAUUUCAGAAAUUUUGCAUCCGGACAAGCAGAGUUCCAGUGCAGGCUGUGAGCGUGAGCCGCUAGUCAACGUGGUAUUUCUAAAGCAGCCAGAAGUUGCUGCAUGUUGAAUUGCAGAAUUCUGAAGCCAUUGUUCUCAUGAUUAAACAUGCAGCAUAUUUGCAUGCUUCCUCUGCCACCCGAUGGGAUUACUCCAUGCUCAACUGCUCAGCAGAGACCUGGAAAUACCCAGAACAAUUAUUGGAAAAACACUUCUGUGCAAGUUUUAUGUUCUGUUGCAGAUUCCUGUUGCAAGAAAUAGGACUGUGCACUCUUACGUUUUCUCGUUCUGCUGUUCUAACACUGCCUUUUCCUCAUUGCCACUUAAAUAUCAGUCUGUGGUCAGACAAUUAAUUGUUCUUGAGGUCCAGCAGUUCUGGAUACAUUCCAAAUAGAGGGUCACGGGGGGAAUCCAGUUGUGUGCAAAAAAACCCCCUGCAUGCAGCCCCCAGUAAGGUUCUAAAUAGCCAGUAGCAGAGGGGUACGGCAGCAAAACUGCAGAAGCUACAUUACUGAGAUAUUGGAACCUACAUUCUGAAAACAGUAACGACGAGACUGUUUUCAUACAACUUUGUCUCAAGGAAACAAACACACUGACCUGCCAUUGAAACAAUGACAAGGUAGGUACUAUCGUAUGACACCACCAAGUGCAACAUACCAAUGUAAAAAUGGCUUUGCUGAAUGAGACCCGCGGUCCAUCGAGUGAGUCUAGUAUUUAAUUCUGAUCACAACCAGGAAACUGUCCCUACAGUAGCUCGCCGGUAGGACAAGGACAUUCACCAUAAGUGUUGCAAGGCCGGAGUGGGUACCAGCCAUCCCGCAGAAUGCCUGGCUUUGAACAAGCAGAAGGUUGGCCCAAAGCCUUUUUAGAUAAUUGCUUCUUUGAGAACAGCACUGCCCUGAAGAGCAGCUCCCUGGACCUUGGAUGCUGGUUGAAAGAUGAAGCUGCUGGUACUUGCGCACGAGCAAGUUAGGUUAGGCUGGAGAGAAAUGACUGGAAGGAGCCCAGUGGGAAAUUUGUAACCUGGUUAGAAUAACGCUACUCUGUUAGAGUGUGUGUGUUUGCUUUUGACAUCUCCACUGUGAUGCUGUUUCUCCAAGCCUGGUUAAUGAAUAUUGGAGGUUCAAAUCC
Molecule: messenger RNA, 3568 nt
Organism: Varanus komodoensis (Komodo dragon)
Lineage: Eukaryota; Metazoa; Chordata; Lepidosauria; Squamata; Varanidae
Gene: PDLIM2
Product: PDZ and LIM domain 2
Exons: 10
Coding region: 112-1323 (403 amino acids)
Biological process (GO): actin cytoskeleton organization; heart development; muscle structure development
Cellular component (GO): Z disc; adherens junction; filamentous actin
Molecular function (GO): actin binding; muscle alpha-actinin binding
Source: RefSeq, a predicted model, not a curated record